AUGGCAGUCCGUGCGAUAUCCCAGGAGGCAUUCGACGAUCUCGUAAGGGAAAAUGUGGAAGAUCUCGGAAUGGAACCUUCCGAAGCUCUCGAAGACGCUCUCUACACACUCAAACUCCAAGGCGUCGAUCUCUCCGGGAUCAUCACAUGCGUUCCAGGAGAAAGCGUGAAGGACAAUCCGGUGAUUGCGUGUUUAGAUAGACUCAAAGAAUUCGAUAGUGUUUCUAAAGAUGGACUCCUUCGAGAUGAGGAUCUGGAUGAGAUAUCGAGUUUGUUCGACAAGCUUGAAGAGCUUUGUAGCAGCCCAGAAUCUGGUAACGCGGCGAUUGCGAUGAAGCACGGUUCUGUGGAAUCAACAUGCUCGAUUUGCUCGAAAAUCAAAACAGCCACCGGAAGUAAUCGGAUCCUUGUUCCUUGUUUAAAAGCUUUGGCCUCCUUGAUCCGUGACAUUCAGAGCACAGAGGCAUUCAGGAAUGCUUCUGGACCAAGGAUUGUGGUUGGUCUCUUAAGGGAUUCCAGCUCCGAUUCUGAUUUAUUAGAUGCUGGUUUUGGGGUUGUUGCUGCAGCAGCAGCUGGUAACGAAGUCGUCAAACAGUUAUUCAUGGAGCUGAAAGUCGAUGAACUUAUUCUUCAAGUGCUGAAUCAGCAGAGUAAAAUCACUAUUAAAGCUUUGUACGAUGCCAUUCGUGUGAUUUUGACUCCAGAUGAUAACCGUGUGGUUGCUUCCCAAGUUUAUGGUUAUGCACGGACUUUCGCCAAAUUAGGGAUUGCAAGAGCCCUCACGGAAGCAUUACAGGCAGGGAUUGGCUCUGAUAGCUUGGUGUCAGCAAGUAUUGCGUUAAAAUCAAUUGCUGUAAACGAUGAAAUAUGUAAAUCUAUUGCUGAAGCUGGUGGAAUAGAUACACUUCUUCGAUGUAUUGAUGAUAGCGGUGAACAAGGCAACAAAACUGCUGCUAAGACGUGCUGUUCGCUUUUGUCUAAGUUGGCAGGAAGUGACUCUAACAAGAGUACCAUAGUUGAGAAGCGGGGUCUUGACAAGCUAAUCAAACUUGCACAACGAUUCUCUGACGAUCCUCUAGUCAUACAAGAGGUCAUGUCGAUAAUCGCUAUAAUCUGCCUGAGAUCACCAGACCAUGCAGCCAGUGCUAUAGAAGCCGGAGCUGGUGAUCUGGCGGUCCAAGCUAUGAAGAGGUUCCCAACAGCGGCUCAAAUGCAGAGAAACGCUUGCAACAUGAUACGGAACAUUGCUGUAAGAAGUGCAGAGAACAGAACUCAUCUGCUUGCCAUUGGAAUUGAGAAGCUGAUAAGGACUGCGAAGGCCAACAAUGAGACAUGCAGAGAGUCUGCAACUGAUGCACUGAGAGACCUUGGCCUUGAUAACUACAAUAGCUAA
Molecule: messenger RNA, 1392 nt
Organism: Microthlaspi erraticum
Lineage: Eukaryota; Viridiplantae; Streptophyta; Magnoliopsida; Brassicales; Brassicaceae
Source: the annotation of a GenBank genome assembly